Podarcis raffonei (Aeolian wall lizard) is the source of this 4082-nucleotide messenger RNA. It is a transcript of the gene ASIC2, whose product is annotated as acid sensing ion channel subunit 2. The record is from RefSeq and is a predicted model, not a curated record. NCBI's taxonomy places the organism in Eukaryota, Metazoa, Chordata, Lepidosauria, Squamata, Lacertidae. Gene Ontology annotation, biological process: sodium ion transmembrane transport. Bases 1545 to 3110 code for a protein of 521 amino acids. Gene Ontology annotation, cellular component: membrane. The transcript has 11 exons. Gene Ontology annotation, molecular function: ligand-gated sodium channel activity.
GCCUCUUGUGCCUCAGAUUGUGGGAAGGCCUCAGGCCCCAUCUUUGCAAUAUAUUUAAAGCAGAAACAUGCCGCUUUAAUCAGGCAUGACUUUCUCUAAAGAAUCCUGGGAACUGUAGUUUGCUAAGGGUGCUGAGAGUUUUUAGGAAUGUUCUCCUCAAGUGUCAAUUCCCAAAGUUUCCUGACAAGAGGGAUUGAUUAUUCAGCUACUCUGAGAAUUGUGUAGGUGGGCUCAGGCAUGACCGAAGACCAUAACAGUAGCUGCUACUAGGACCUUGUUAGGCAGGUUUUCACACAUGUUUCUUUAAUUGUAUUUUAAGGCUAGUUCCUCAUUAAAGUUGAGGAGUCACCUGUUAAGCUGUGUUAACUCAUGAGUAGGUAAUUUCACUCCCACAGAAGGCCUCAGUUUGGGGUUUUUGAAGUGAGUACCGUUUAUGCAUUCACUUACGCUGAGGAAAGAAAAUGUGCCACAGCUUUAGAUUUCAUCUUUGAAGUUUGUCAGCCUGGGAUCAGAUGAGGAAGGAGGGAAGUGUGGUGGUUCAUGGAGCCGAUGGUACCCUGUCAAGACAGAUGGCAAACAUUAAAGGGCAAAAAAAGAGGCAAACUUAUUUGCUACUGCCAGUGCGUUCUCCGGUGAAUCCUUCUUGGCAGGCAUCAUUGGAGCUCAGCCCUGGCUGUUUUCCCUUCAUUGCACCAGCAACUACUGGGGGUACAGCUGUCAAAUCUUUCCCAGAUGCUCUGCUAUGACACGAAGGCCUGGUCAUGUUCAGUCCUUUGUCCUGCGAGUUUUGUCUGUUGUCCUCUUGGCUUCAUCUCUGAGGAGCUUCCAGACUAAAAGACAUGGGUAGGGAACGCAGCCUGAGAAGGGAAGAGAGGAGAUGGAUGCUGGAAUCCAGCAGCCUGGAAAAUCAUCAGCAGGGAGUGGGGGCGGUGGUGGUAUUAGUCCUCCCGCUCCUUCAAGAACCUUGCUCUGUUCUGCAGUGUGUUGGCUCCAGAGGCAGGCAGCAGCAUCUUUCCACAUAAAACAUUAGCUGAUAGGUUGCAAGCAGCUCGGACUUAUUUAGCGGAUGGGUUGCAAGCAGCUUGGACUGCUCCCCUUUAAAUGCGCACACACCACACACACACACACACACACUGGUAAUCUCAUCACUAGCUCUGUGUGUGUGUGUAAGAGAGAGAGAGAGAGAGAAAGGGAAGGGGGAGGGCUUUGUUUCCAUUGGCUGCUCCUUGCCUUCCCACCCACAUCUCUUCCACAUCACCUUGGUGUCUCCCUAAAUAAAACCAGCCCUCCUUAUCGCAGCGAGGAAAUCAAGCGGUAGAGUUGCAAUGGAUUUUAAAUAAACAUUUUACCCCCCCUCCCCACACACACUGUCCCUGCCAGGCUGCUGGGGAGAGCACGCAGCAAGCACCUUCCCCACUGCCACCCAAACACUCACAUGCAGCUGCCCUGCUUGCUGGCUGCUUCUGUUGCCUCUUUCACCCCAUGAGGGAAAGCUGGAGCGCACGAGAAACUGGCUGCAGUCAGAGGAGGGAAGUGGCACCUUCAUGACCAAUCCUUUCUCCAUGGAUUUAAAGGAGAGCACCAGCGAGGGAAGCCUGGGGAGCCUCCAGCCCUCCAGCCUCCAGAUCUUUGCCAACACCUCAACCCUCCAUGGAAUCCGCCACAUCUUUGUCUAUGGACCUAUGACUGUGCGGCGGGCCCUGUGGGCUCUGGUGUUUGUGGCUUCCCUGGGCCUCCUCCUGGUGGAGAGCUCAGAGCGGCUGGUCUACUACUUCUCCUACCAGCAUGUCACCAGAGUGGAUGAAGUCGUUGCCCACAGCCUGGUCUUCCCAGCUGUCACCAUCUGCAACCUCAACGGGUUCCGCUUCUCCCGCCUCACUACCAAUGACCUGUACCAUGCUGGUGACCUAUUGGCCUUGUUGGACGUCAACCUCCAGGUCCUUCACCCUCAUCUCGCUGACCCAGCAGUCCUGGCCAUCCUGCGAGAGAAGGCCAAUUUCCAGCAUCACCGAGCCAAAGUCUUCAGCAUGAGUGAGUUCAUGGGGCGUGUGGGCCAUGACAUGAAGGAGAUGUUGUUAUACUGCAAGUUCCGGGGGCAGGAGUGCGGCGAGAAGAACUUCACAACUGUGUUUACGAAAUAUGGGAAGUGCUACAUGUUUAACUCAGGAGAAGAUGGGCAUCCUCUGUUGACCACAUUCAAGGGUGGGACAGGCAAUGGCCUGGAGAUAAUGCUGGACAUUCAGCAGGAUGAGUACUUGCCAAUAUGGGGAGAAACAGAUGAAACAACAUUUGAAGCAGGAGUCAAAGUCCAGAUCCACAGUCAGUCUGAGCCGCCGUUUGUUCAGGAACUUGGGUUUGGCGUGGCGCCUGGGUUCCAGACUUUUGUAGCCACGCAAGAGCAAAGACUGACGUACCUUCCACCUCCAUGGGGUGAGUGCCGCUCCUCAGACUUUGGCCUGGACUUCUUUCCCAUCUACAGCAUCACUGCGUGCAGGAUAGAUUGUGAGACCCGCUACGUGGUGGAAAACUGCAACUGCAGAAUGGUCCACAUGCCAGGAGAUGCUCCGUUCUGCACGCCAGAGCAGUAUAAAGAGUGUGCAGAGCCUGCGCUAGUGGUUCUUGGUGAAAAGGACAGCAGUUACUGUGUGUGCCAAACGCCGUGCAAUUUGACGCGCUACAACAAGGAACUCUCCAUGGUGAAGAUCCCCAGCAAGACCUCGGCCAAGUACCUUGAGAAAAAGUUCAACAAGUCAGAGAAAUACAUCUCGGAGAAUAUUCUUGUGCUCGAUAUAUUCUUUGAAGCCCUCAACUAUGAGACCAUUGAGCAGAAGAAAGCAUAUGAAGUGGCAGCUUUACUUGGUGAUAUUGGAGGUCAGAUGGGCCUUUUUAUUGGUGCUAGUAUCCUCACCAUUCUGGAAAUAUUUGACUACAUCUAUGAGCUGAUCAAGGAGAAGUUGUUAGAUCUUCUUGGCCAGGAAGAGGAGGAAGGAAGCCACGAUGAGAAUGUGAGCACAUGCGAGCCCUUGCCAAACCACUCCGAUCCCAUCAGCCACACUGUGACGGUCCCCCUGCAGACGACCCUGGGCACGCUGGACGAGAUUGCGUGCUGACAGCAGCCCCUCGGCACCGUGGAUAUCCAGAUGGCAGAAACUCUUACCCCCCCCCCUCUGCCCCCCACCCCCGGAAGCCAGGGAAUCUUGCUCAGGUUCGCCGCACAGGGUGGGUUGGGGUGUGGAUGACCACGGAGGAAUUUGCUAUGCAUCCAACUCUUCUCUUUCUCUUCUUGCCAAAAUCCAGCGAGAGGCGCUUUGGACUCAGUCGCGUCCCUCUGUCCACGUAGGGAGGGGAGGAGGAGGAGGAGGGUGUGCGAAGGGGCAGGGCAGGGUUGUCUUCGCCAGCGGACGCCGCGCCUCGGUUUUUUGUGGUUUUAUUUUUUGAACUGUACAAAUCCGACAACCAAGGAACCGUCAUUUCAUAAACUGCCAAUGACUGUACAAAAGAAGCCUGCAUGCCAGUCUUUUUGAUGGCAAUAUCUCCCCCACUUUCUUCUUUCUUUACAAGCCGUGUCUUAACAGCUGUUACUUUUUUUUCCACGACAAAAGAGUAGGCCACGGCACAGAAGUCCCCUACCCCUCCCCGUCUGUCCCGUCCCGUCCUGUCUCCCCGCCCAAUUACAUGACACCACAGGCUGAGUUAGGAACAACCAAAGGCCUGACCGACCUUCAAAAAGCCACUGUUCCUUUUGUCUCGUCUCAAUCUGUGAAAGGGUCUCGGAGCCCUGCUUGAGAUCCUUUAUUUGGACCCGGUCACCGGCCACCAAGGUGAGCAGGUUCAGCUACAAAAUGGCUCCCCUCAUCUUACCGCUGCAGACCGCCCCACCCCACCCCCCUACACACAGGCACCCACAAACACACCAGCCCCAUUGGCACUCGUAAGCCACAGCUUCCGUCUUGUUCAGAUUGGUGUGUUAAUACAACAUGUGUGUCUCAGGGCUGAGGGUGGGCGUGGGGGAGACUGUGUUCAAUCAACAUUCUGACCUACCCUGCUUCCUCAUUCUAUUAAAGGUGGUCUUGUGGAAGGGG